AACAUCACCCUCCACUCCUGACACCAUGGCCCACACCUGUCAGCCAUGCUGCUGCAAGACCACCAGCUGCAGGACCACCAAUAACUCUGAAUCCAGCUCUGAAUCCAGCUGCCCUGUGUUCAUCUGCUGCACCCCAAGUUGUUGCAGCACCCCCUGUUGCUGCAAGUCUAUCUGCUGCCACAGCACCAAGAGUGUCAACAGCUGCUCCCAGCUGUGCUGCCCAUCAACCUGCCCUGACACUACCUGCUGUGACAGCAACUGUUGCAAGCCAGCCUGUGUGACCAUCUGCUGCGUGCCCACCUGCUGCCAGCCUAGCUUCUUCCAGCUCUGCUGCCAACCAACUUGCUGUGAAACCAGCUGCUGCAAGACCACCUCUUUCAAACCCACCUGUGUGAUCAUUGGCUGCAGCACACCCUGCUGCCAGCCCUGCUGUGUGUGUCCCCCUGCUGCUGAUGACCAGCUCCCAAAGAAUGCCUGCAAAGCCAUGCUCCAGUGAGGGCUGCCAUGCCCUGUCUGCUCAAAGCCACCUCAUAACUUUUGCUGGCCUUCUUCAUGUUCUCACCAGGGUCCUGACAAACGUACAGUCUGACUUAAGAGAUGAAAUGAUUGGAGGAAGAAUGGAGUCUCCUCAUCUCCACAGAUUAUGAAUUUUGCCCUGUCAUUAUGGUUGCCUGCUGAGAAGGUCUGGCAGCAGUUUCAGCUCUGAGCCUUGCUCUUUCCAUCCCUCACCAAAGAACUUACAACAACACUUCCCUCCAAGAAUAACUUUAUUUAUCCUGAUAUCUUCUCAACUAUAUUUUCAUCUGAGUCACCUCAGAUUUUUAUGUACCUUUUUCUUCUUUCUGCUCACUUAUGAACUGUGUACCUACAAGCAAGUAAUUUUAAUAAACUCUGUGCUAUGAUUC
Molecule: messenger RNA, 905 nt
Organism: Mastomys coucha (southern multimammate mouse)
Lineage: Eukaryota; Metazoa; Chordata; Mammalia; Rodentia; Muridae
Product: keratin-associated protein 9-2-like
Exons: 1
Coding region: 26-496 (156 amino acids)
Cellular component (GO): keratin filament
Source: RefSeq, a predicted model, not a curated record